AGCGUGUUUACCUAUCAAUUGCAAACUUUAAACGGAUUUUAAACAAGAUAACCCAUACUAUACGCUCGUUACCCGACGAGCAGGCUGUUUAAAUCAUGGCUGUUUUGCGAUCGUAUAGUGUUAUUUUCUUCCUAAUUGCCAGCAUUCAACUUGCAGCUUCAUGUACUUGGGGAGAAUACGAAAGAUGCCCCUCGUGGGAUAGUUGUUCAACAAGUUGUGGAGGCGGACAACAAUGCAGAACCUGCUUGAGUUGCUACUUGAGCCAACACAAACGAUUCUGUCAAAACUGCAACGAGUAUUGCCUGAAUGGUAACUCAUAUGUAGGUGGGAGAUGCCAAUGUGCUAGAUGGAGAUCGGGCUCGUGCUGUGAGGCCUGCAGUUACAUCGACAUCCCUCAUUGUGUCCCUGGACAACAACAAUGCGGCGGGUCCCCUGAUGGAAUCAUGUGUACUCAGUGUGAGCCUGGAUAUCAUUCAGGAGGAUACAACCAAGGAUGCAUAGAUAUCGAUGAAUGCGCUGCGGGAACGUCAGGCUGUGAGCAACAAUGUCACAAUACACAAGGGUCAUACGUAUGCAGUUGCUUAUCGGGAUAUUGGUUAUGGACGGACAAACAUACCUGCAAUUAUGACAAUUGCACGUUCGAAUCUGAUUCCACGUGUGCAUGGACUGACGUAACGUCCGGUGAUGACUUUGACUGGACACUAACUUAUGGUGCCAGGGGUAAAUAUAUGUACAUCGGGACUAGCGGUUCUAGAAAAAUAGGCGAAACAGCUUGGCUGACAAGCCCUAUCCUUCGCCCUACGUUCUUAACGGAAAGAUGCCUUCAGUUCUGGUACAACAUGAACGGGCCAUCUAUUGGGUUAUUAAGUGUGUACAUGACCGCGCAUGGUGAGAAGCCCGGGUCUUUACUGUGGAGAAUGUCUUUUGACCAGGGACGGGAAUGGAAAAGUGCUUCAGUAAACCUGAGCUCUCUGGAGCAGUAUCAGAUCAUUAUUGAGGCGGUAGUUGGCAACAGCUAUUUCGGAGACAUCGCCAUUGAUGACGUAACAAUUCUUCCGACAGCUUGCCAGCAGGAGAAGAGAUUGCUGAUUGGCUGAGAGUCAUGAUUUCAAAUUGUUAAGGAACAAUCCUUUUACUACAUCAUUAAUUCGUUUUGUUAUUUGCUUGAUACACAUUAAAACGUAUAAACAAAUAGCAGGUAACAUAUAUCACUUAAUACAUAACAAUUGUUGUAUUACUUUGCUUAAAUGUAUUGCAUCAUGUGUACUUCAACUGCAUUUUAUGAAAAACUUUUGGGAAUUCACUCUUACAAAAACAAAUGAUUGACGAGUAAUUCAGAAUACCAGAACUCGGAUGAUAAACGGACAAGUUUUGUUUCAGACUUUGAAGAUCGUAAUAAAUAGUAUGCUUCACAGUACUCUAUCAUACCUAAUUACCAUACGAAAAAGUGGGGAUUAUGUGGUGAUCUCCGCCGUCUUUCCGUCAGUCCGUCCAUCCGUCCGUCCUGGUAACUAUCUCCUUCUACACUAUAAGCACCAGACAUGGUAGCUAUGAAUAUAUGUGCGACGGUGACAGUAACAGAAUUUUGAUCUGACCCCUGAGUUAAAAGUUAUGGGGGUUGGGGUUGGGUAGUGUCAGUGAUUCGAAAAAGGCUCAUAACUUUUGUGUCCUUUCAGAUAUUGCUUUCAUAUUUGGUAUGCUUGUGUAUCUGGACAACACCUUUCCAUGCACAUACAAGUUUUUACCCCUGUGACCUUGACCUUGAACUUUAGGUCAGCGUUCAGGUUUCGAAAUCUGCGACCGCGAUUCGUUAAAGGCGAAUUCUCCUCUGUCCCUUCAGAUAUUGCUUUCAUAUUUGUUAUGCAUAUGUAUCUUGACAAUACCUUUUUAUGGGAAUACAUUUUUUUACCCCUGUGAUCUUGACCUUGAACUUGAGGUCAGCGUUCAGGUUUCGAAGUCUGCGACCGCAAUUCAAAAAAGGCUCAUAACUACUGUGUCUCUUCAGAUAUUCCUUUGUUAUUUGGCAUGCAUGUGUAUCUUAACAACACCUUUCUAUGCCCAUAAUUUUUUUACCUCUGUGACCUUGACCUUGACCUUCAACUUGAGGUCAGCUUUCAGGUUUUGAAAUCUGCGACCGCGAUUCGAAAAAGGCUCAUACCUACUGUGUCCCUCCAUAUAUUGCUUUCAUAUUUGGUAUACAUGUGUAUCUGGACAAGACCUUUCCAUGCGCAUAUAUGUUUAACCCAUGUGACCUUGACCUUGCAGUUAGGGUCCGCGUUUAGAUUUUGAAAUCUAUUAUGUGGUUAUCACCGCCGUCUGUCCGUCCGUCCAUCCUGGCAACUAUCUCCUCCUACACUAUUAACACUAGAACCUUAAAACUUACACACAUCGUAGUUAUGAGCAUUGUGCGACAGUGAAAUAUUUGGAAUUUGAUCUGAAACCUGGGUAAAAAUUUAUGGCGGUUGGGAUGGGGCCGGGUCAAAAUUUUUACACAUUUUUAGGUCAGUUUACAAAUUAACUUCUACAUUUCUACACCAAUUUACUUCAAAUUGAUACUUAACAUCUCUCAUGACAAUACGGUCAAUCGUUACUAUGCAUGGCCCAAUAACCAACCAUAGGGCGCCCCUGGGUAAAACAUGCGGCGUGGAAAUACGCUUAUUCAAUGGUAUUUUUGCUAGUGUUGGCAGUAUUAAUAACAAAAUAUUACUGGGUCAGUAUGCUCUUGUUAUAAUUUUUUAUUAUUGUUAGUAUUGUUAUAUUAAGUAAACUUACUAUUUUAUUAUUAUCAGCUUAUAAGACAGGAUUAUGUAGUUGAGCGUUAACUUAAUGCUUGCAUGUUCUUACUCGUACGAAUUCUAUUGAAAAAAAAAAGACCAAUAGUAACCAGGAAAUACUAAUUAUGA
Messenger RNA from Dreissena polymorpha, 2903 nucleotides. RefSeq names its product MAM and LDL-receptor class A domain-containing protein 1-like. Gene Ontology annotation, cellular component: membrane. The transcript has 7 exons. The record is from RefSeq and is a predicted model, not a curated record. Gene Ontology annotation, molecular function: calcium ion binding. NCBI's taxonomy places the organism in Eukaryota, Metazoa, Mollusca, Bivalvia, Myida, Dreissenidae. The coding region runs from base 96 to 1097 and encodes 333 amino acids.